This is a messenger RNA of Polyodon spathula (Mississippi paddlefish), 1685 nucleotides long. RefSeq names its product src-like-adapter. Gene Ontology annotation, molecular function: protein binding. NCBI's taxonomy places the organism in Eukaryota, Metazoa, Chordata, Actinopteri, Acipenseriformes, Polyodontidae. The record is from RefSeq and is a predicted model, not a curated record. The transcript has 8 exons. Bases 112 to 978 code for a protein of 288 amino acids.
GAAUACUAUAGCUCGCGGGAGGAACAUAGCUUGUGCACCAUGAGACUAGUGAAAACACACAGACACAGAGCAACAGAAUAGUGGCUUUUUUGAUCCAACACCCACUAAGACAUGGGGAAUGUACUGAGACUGGCAACACCUGAGACUGAGCAAGCAUGCCUAGAAUCAACAAAGAAAGAAGCAGACAAAGACAUUCUAGUUGUGCUACAUGAUUACCCACCUCCUGAUGUCAGCGAGCCUAUAUAUAGGGUUGGAGAGAAGCUGCAGGUGCUUUCUGAAGAAGGGAGUUGGUGGAAAGUUAUUUCAAUAGUUACAGGAAAUGAAAACUACAUUCCGAGUAACCAUGUGACAAAAGUCUACUAUGGCUGGCUCUUUGAGGGAGUAGUACGACUCAAAGCAGAGGAAUUGCUGCAACUUCCCAACAACAGAGUCGGAUCUUUCAUGAUCAGAAACAGCCAGACUGACAGAGGUCAGUACUGCCUGUCAGUCAAGCACAGAGCAGUGAAGCACUAUCUAAUCAACCGCUUACCCAACAACUGGUACUACAUCUCUCCUCGUCUCACUUUCCAGUGCUUGGAAGACCUAGUCAGUCACUAUUCUGAAACUGCUGAUGGCCUCUGCUGUGUCCUUACAAGCCCCUGCCUCUCCCACAACAGCAUCUGCAACCUGAACCUGACCAAUCAGCCUCCACCUGUGCUGAUGAGUCGGAAUCGAUUCACUUGGGACAAUGUGGACAGGUCAGAGUUGACCAAGGAGAAUGCAGUAGGUAACUGGGAGAAUGACAAUUCUCUCCUAAGCUUUGGCUUACGGAACAGCAUUGCCUCUUAUUUGUCCCUGUCAGGAGGUCAAGAAGAUAAGUCAAACAAAAGCAGCCGCAUGAAAAAGAGCAAAUCCAUGUACGGGGUCCCGAGGAGUGCGGAAAACAACGUGAUUCUUACUGAAGAGGAUUACCGUGAAGAGCAAGGUGAACAAUCAUGAAGACCUCAAGGAGCGGACAUGCACAUUGUAUUGAUUCCUGAAACGAAGGACUUCACAUUUACAGCAUAUCUUCUGCAUACAUUAGUGUUAUUCUGACUGUUUUUGGGAAUGUGUGUAUGGCAAACAUAAAUAGUUUCUACUUCUUUAUGGGAAAUUGAGAGACUUUAUUAAAAAAGAAGAAACGUCUUGCUGAACUGCCAUAUCCAAGCGGACUGUGAUUUCUUUAUUCUCAAUGCUAUCAUGAUGCUCAAUUAAUCAUGUGCACCAGUUUGCAUGCACAUAUAUGUAUUCAUGUGUGUAUGGAUGCUUGUUUGAUUGUUUCUAUAACAUUGUCAUAAUGAAACAUACACAGACCUUAUUGUUAUUACAAAGUGUUCCUCCAGAACAAACUAACAGAAUCAACGUGACUUCUGGAUUGUCAAAACAUUUUACUGCAACUCAUUUGUAGCGCAUGUUUAAUUUACUAGGGGCUUGUACAGUACAUAGUCUAUAGUGUGGCUCACCCAGUUAAAGUGCUGCGGCGGGGAGCACAGUUUGCGUCCAGGCUGUGCAAAGAGGCUGAACUUUGCUGGGGCACCCAGAAGGAGACGUCACAUUGGCUCUGACACUCCCGGGGUGGGGGAUGGGUAACCGGUAGGGACUUAUUCUCCUCAUUGCGCACCAGCGAACCCUACUGGCCAGACACUGAGCACAUUCAGAGUGAUAAG